UUUUUUUUGCCUGGUCUGCGUUCUGUAGUUUAUCGCUUCCCUCUAGAAGGCAACGGAUGACAGAUCUCUGUGGUUAUAGAUAUCAGCCAGCAAAGCAACACAAACAUGGCGUUCACAUUCGCGGCCUUUUGUUACAUGCUUGCGCUAUUGCUUACGGCCGCUCUCAUUUUCUUCGCUAUUUGGCAUAUCAUCGCAUUUGAUGAACUGAAGACUGAUUACAAGAAUCCGAUAGACCAAUGUAACACCUUAAAUCCGCUCGUACUCCCGGAGUAUCUCAUCCAUGUGUUCUUCUGCGUGAUGUUCCUGUGUGCUGCUGAGUGGCUCACCCUAGGCCUCAACAUGCCACUGCUGGCCUACCAUGUCUGGAGGUAUACGAGCAGGCCGGUGAUGAGUGGUCCAGGCCUCUAUGAUCCAACUACGAUCAUGAACGCUGACGUCUUGGCCUACUGUCAAAAGGAGGGCUGGUGCAAACUGGCCUUCUACCUCCUCUCCUUCUUCUACUAUCUCUACGGGAUGAUCUAUGUGUUGGUGAGCUCUUAGAGGGGAAAGAUCUGCAUGUAGGAGAUAAAACUGGUUUUAGUGGCCGCAGGAGAAGCUGAAGUGGGACCUGCUGCGAAGACAGACCACUCAAUGAUUCAAGAUGGCUGCCGUUUUCGAGAGACUGGAUUGACUCACACCAACGCAGUGCAGAGCGCCAUUAAAAAACAUUUCUCCCCUUUUAAAAAAAAUGAAUAUUGUCGCAGCUGUCCUCUCGUUCAACAGUCAACACUAAAUGCUUUUUUGAGAGGAAGAAUGACCGACCUCAGAAUCAUUA
Messenger RNA from Oncorhynchus nerka (sockeye salmon), 814 nucleotides. Its product is annotated as cornichon family member 1. Bases 106 to 540 code for a protein of 144 amino acids. The record is from RefSeq and is a predicted model, not a curated record. Gene Ontology annotation, biological process: endoplasmic reticulum to Golgi vesicle-mediated transport. NCBI's taxonomy places the organism in Eukaryota, Metazoa, Chordata, Actinopteri, Salmoniformes, Salmonidae. The transcript is spliced from 5 exons. Gene Ontology annotation, cellular component: COPII-coated ER to Golgi transport vesicle; endoplasmic reticulum membrane.